AUUAUACAACGACAAGACCGAAUCUAAAAUAUCAUAACGGUUUUUAGUGGCGAGCGACAGCGGUAGCAGGAAGAGCUCGCCGUCUGCCAGCCAAAAAAUUUCAAAAAAAAAAACGCUCCUCGCUCUUCUCCAGCGACAAGUAUCUGUCGGUGGUCUGCUGGUGUGUACCGUACCCGUCGUUCCGUCGUUGUACUUUCCUCCGGUUCUAGUUAUCGAGCUGUCUGUUCUGUUGGUUCGCGCAUGCACCUCGCUUCCUCCAUUUGCUUUAUAGUGCCAGUGAGGGAAAUAUACAGUAGGUUAUAUAGCUGGCACUGCAGUUGUUACUAUGGCCGUCCCCGUGGCCUGUACCCGUUUUAGCGAUAACUACGAGCUGAAAGAGGAACUCGGAAAAGGAGCUUUUUCAGUCGUCAGAAGAUGUGUCCAAAAAUCAACGGGUUUAGAAUUUGCAGCCAAAAUUAUAAAUACAAAAAAACUUUCGGCAAGAGAUUUUCAAAAGUUAGAAAGAGAAGCAAGAAUAUGCAGGAAAUUGCAGCAUCCAAAUAUAGUGAGCAACCCAGAAGUUCUCAAACAUUUAGUGAGGCUGCACGAUAGUAUACAAGAAGAAAAUUACCAUUAUCUAGUCUUUGAUCUAGUUACUGGCGGGGAAUUAUUCGAAGAUAUCGUCGCCAGAGAAUUUUAUUCUGAAGCUGAUGCAUCACAUUGCAUACAACAGAUCUUAGAAUCAGUUAAUCACUGUCAUCAGAACGGUGUAGUUCAUAGAGAUCUCAAGCCUGAAAAUUUAUUAUUAGCUAGUAAGGCAAAAGGAGCUGCGGUAAAACUAGCGGAUUUCGGUUUAGCAAUUGAAGUACAGGGUGAACAACAGGCAUGGUUCGGAUUUGCGGGAACCCCCGGUUAUUUAUCACCGGAAGUUCUCAAAAAGGAACCUUACGGAAAACCAGUCGAUAUUUGGGCUUGCGGAGUCAUCCUUUAUAUCCUUCUCGUGGGUUACCCACCGUUUUGGGACGAAGACCAACACAGAUUGUACGCCCAAAUCAAAGCCGGCGCUUACGAGUAUCCGAGUCCCGAGUGGGAUACAGUUACUCCGGAAGCGAAGAAUUUGAUUAAUCAAAUGUUAUCGGUUAAUCCUAGCAAAAGGAUAACGGCUGCGGAAGCUUUAAAACAUCCCUGGAUUUGCCAGAGGGAACGUGUUGCUUCAGUUGUACACCGACAAGAAACGGUGGAUUGUCUCAAGAAGUUUAAUGCACGUCGCAAACUUAAGGGAGCCAUCCUCACCACAAUGUUGGCAACUCGCAAUUUUUCAAAAUGCGGUCGAAGCAUCAUCGUAAGAAAAGAAGGGGGAUCCCAAGUAAAAGAAUCAACGGAUAGUUCGACCACACUCGAAGACGAAGACAUUAAAGAGGACAAGAAAGGAGUCGACCGUAGUUCAACCGUAAUCGCUAAAGAUCCGGAAGGCCCUGGAACACCACCACCUUCUCCACGGGUGCCGACAACGUCCAAUUCACCUUCCAGUUCAAUCGCAACCGCUGCUAUUACGACCACAACCACCAACUUUCCCAUUUCACGUCCAACCGCUAUCAAUCUUACUCAGGCUUUAAUACAGGGUGUUCAAGAUAGCAGCGGUGCGCAGAAACUGGAUAAUGUUGAGAAAUGGGUGGACUCAACCAUCAAAUAUGAUCGUUUGCAACAUAACGAUUCAGAAAUAAGGAUAGUAUGUCCAGAAAAGCCAUACUCGCAGCUGUCCACAAAUUCCCAAAGUUCAGCUCGACGACAAGAAAUCAUCAAAAUGACUGAACAACUUAUCGAAGCUAUAAACACGGGAGAUUUCGAAGCUUAUACGAAAAUUUGUGAUCCACAUCUAACAGCUUUUGAACCCGAAGCAAUGGGAAAUUUAGUUGAAGGAAUGGAUUUCCAAAAAUUCUACUUCGAUAACGUUUUGGGAAAAAAUUGCAAAGCUGUUAACACCACAAUUUUAAAUCCUCACGUUCAUCUUUUAGGAGAAGAUGCGGCUUGUAUCGCUUACGUUAGAUUAACACAGUAUAUGGAUAAACACGGUCAAGCUCAUACUCAUCAAUCCGAAGAAAGCAGAGUAUGGCACAAACGAGAUAAUAAAUGGCAAAACGUUCAUUUUCAUCGUAGUUCCGGUUCCGGUGGAGCAACCUUUGGUUUUACCUCACACAAAUAGGAUUAUAUUCAACAUCCCUGAUAACUUAUUCUUCUUAACGCUACUUGUUGGAUUAAUAGAAUUAAAAGAAUACAAGAGAAACAACAAUAUUUGAUUUGUUUCCACCGGAAGAAUUCCGCUAAUUUUAAUAAUCAUUUUAUGUUUUCAUUGUUAAACAGUGGGAUUGUAAAACUGUUCUCUAUUAUAUUUAACAUUGUGUGAAUCUCAACGUUUUUCGUGAAUCGAAAAAGCGAGAUUUUUUUUACAGUUGUUGUUGUUUAAAAGAUUUUUUUAUGUAUUUUCUUUUUGUUAUUACGUUUAAAUUUUUAAGUGCCAAAAAGAGAAAUGUUAAAAUGAAUCUUUAAAUUUCUGCUUGAGGUUGUUGUAAUUGUAAUUUAUUAAUUUAAAUCUUUUUUUUUUAUCAACUUUUUGAAAUUUAAUGAAACGUAAGAUCCCUUAACUGCCUUAAGAUAUAACCUAUUAUAACACGAAUAAAAAAAAAAAUAUUAAGCGCUAAAAUUAUUACAAUUUUAACUAUCUAUCAGUAAAAAGAAGUUGUCGUUUAAAGAAAUAAAUAGUCACUUACUA
Onthophagus taurus is the source of this 2749-nucleotide messenger RNA. Lineage: Eukaryota; Metazoa; Arthropoda; Insecta; Coleoptera; Scarabaeidae. The record is from RefSeq and is a predicted model, not a curated record.